Penicillium malachiteum is the source of this 573-nucleotide messenger RNA. Its product is annotated as kinase-like protein. NCBI's taxonomy places the organism in Eukaryota, Fungi, Ascomycota, Eurotiomycetes, Eurotiales, Aspergillaceae. The record is from RefSeq and is a predicted model, not a curated record. The coding region runs from base 1 to 573 and encodes 190 amino acids. Gene Ontology annotation, biological process: protein phosphorylation. Gene Ontology annotation, molecular function: ATP binding; protein kinase activity. The transcript is spliced from 2 exons.
AUGCUCGCCCGAUGCGAUCUUGCAGAACUUUUAAAGGAAGGAAAACCGAAUGACGAGCUUAUUCACAAAUGUUUUGGGCAAAUCAUCGAAGCAGUGGCUGUUCUUCAUCGCCUGGAUAUUAUUCACUCCGAUCUUAGAUUGGCGCAGAUUCUUGUUGAUGGUGAGGAUAAUAUUCGCUUGAGCGAUUUCAACGCCUCGCAGUAUCCCAAUAACGUUGCCCUGGGCUAUGAGAAGGCCACAAAUUGCCUGCCAAGGGAUUAUGCGGCACUGAAUACAGUAUCCUCCGAUCUCUUUGUAUUAGGCUCAACGCUAUAUGAGCUCACCACUGGUCAUCCUCCAUAUGAAGAGCUAUACGCUGACCUAUGGAGAGGUCCAACUGAUGACGAUGAUCAGCUUCGUGCGGAAAUCCGAAGAAAGCACAUUGCAGAUUACAGAGCGGAGCAACAAUACAAGCAGGGUGACUUCCCCGAUGUAUCGCAGGUGUUUGGUGGAGGUAUUAUACUUGGGUUAUGGAAUGGUACAAUCAUAUCGGCGAAUGAUGCCCUGACUCUCUACUACGCAGACUUGAGCUGA